CGCGCGCCCCUGCACUACCUGGGCCCGCUGCUGUCCAACCUCAGCCAGCAGCCCGGAGCGCGCGCCUUCCUCCUGGACCCCGGCAGGUGUGUGGUCCAGCGGCUGCUGCCCCUCACGCAGUACUCGGACUCCUCGGUGCGCAGGGGCGGGGUGGUGGGGACGCUGCGGAAUUGCUGCUUCGAGCACCGACAUCACGAGUGGUUGCUUGGGCCUGAGGUCGACAUUCUCCCCUUCUUGUUACUGCCGUUGGCUGGGCCUGAGGACUUCUCGGAGGAAGAAAUGGACAGGCUGCCUGUUGACCUGCAGUACCUGCCUCCAGACAAGCAGCGUGAGCCUGAUGCGGACAUCCGGAAGAUGCUCAUUGAAGCCAUCAUGCUGCUGACAGCCACUGCCCCGGGUCGGCGGCAGGUGCGGGACCAGGGAGCCUACUUGAUCCUUCGAGAACUACACAGUUGGGAGCCUGAGCCUGAUGUUCAGGUGGCGUGUGAAAAGCUCAUCCAGGUGCUCAUUGGGGAUGAGCCAGAGAGCGGCAUGGAAAACCUGCUGGAGGUACAGGUGCCCGAGGAUGUGGAGCGACGGCUUCAGCAGCUGGACCAGCUGGAGCAGGAGCAGAAAGACCUCCGACCAGAGCCGCAUGUCGAGGGGGCCCUGCCCACCUGAGACCCCUGCCCCCAAACACCAGCUCUAGGCCCGCCUUCCUCUUGCUUCUUGCAGGCUCCUUUGUUCUUGUUUGGAGGCUGUCUCCUCCUGAGAAGCAGAGCUAUACUUUUUUAAUCUUUUUAUUUUUUUGGCCAGUCCUGAGGCUUGAACUCAGAGCCUGGGCACUGUCCCUGAGCUCAA
Messenger RNA from Dipodomys ordii (Ord's kangaroo rat), 840 nucleotides. RefSeq names its product HGH1 homolog (S. cerevisiae) (gene Hgh1). The transcript is spliced from 6 exons. Lineage: Eukaryota; Metazoa; Chordata; Mammalia; Rodentia; Heteromyidae. The annotation marks the transcript as partial. The record is from RefSeq and is a predicted model, not a curated record.